Cherax quadricarinatus is the source of this 9313-nucleotide messenger RNA. RefSeq names its product Coiled-coil and C2 domain containing 2A (gene Cc2d2a). Gene Ontology annotation, cellular component: ciliary transition zone. Gene Ontology annotation, biological process: protein localization to ciliary transition zone; non-motile cilium assembly. The record is from RefSeq and is a predicted model, not a curated record. Lineage: Eukaryota; Metazoa; Arthropoda; Malacostraca; Decapoda; Parastacidae.
GACAGUUGGUCCCGAAGAUGAGGAGGUACUUGUACCUCCUCCCAUGGGAAACAUAGGUCUCAGACACUCCCAAGACAGGGAGCCGAGGCCGGGAAAAGACCCGGGCCGGGAGAGUACCGGCGAAUUAAGAACAACAAUCUGGGACACUUGUCCUCAUGUUAUUAUGCCGCUGGACACAUUACACGAGUACCAACAUUCAGCAGCUCCAUUUCCGCUCUGCGGAUAUUUAUUUACCGGAUUAUUUUGUGGGAAGAAUAUUACUGAAUUCAGUUUCAGUGUGAUGAUGGAGAGCAGUAACUAUCAACCAUGAAAGUCAUAUCAGAGGAUAUUGAGCGUCAGGAGGAAGAUGGCAGCAUCAGGUUUAUUCCAUCCAGUGCAAGAUUACAUGUUGGGACACAGGACAACACUAGUGAGCUUGGGGUGGCGGGUCCCAGUGGCAGUGAAAGGCAGAAACCUGGACGACUAAGGAAGAAGUUGAGUGGUCGUCCUUUCACAAGGUUUGAUGAGCCUCCUGACAACGGUGAAGCUGUAGCAGUUGACAUCAAGAUGCGUUGGCAGAAAGCUGCAGUUCAGGCAAGGACUGCAUCACGAGUAGAAAGUCAAGACUUUUUUACACGAAUUUGGCCAGAAGAACACCUGCUGCCGACACCGCUCGGCAGACAGAAGACAAAACCAACCCCAAAACAUUCUCCAGGAGUCUUACAUGGAAAAUUAGGCACAAAACCUACUGCUAAAUCUCCCAGAGAAAGAAGUGAUGGAGAAGAUCCAGAUGAUGAUGAUGGAAUAGAAAGUAAAGAGAGUGAGAAGUCAGGUUUGGUAGCCUCUCAGUUGCAGCUGGUGACUCGGACUGUUCCUGCCAAAUAUUUAUCCUACCAUGAAAGAUGUGCUAAUGAUGAAGCAGUGCUCUUUGUGCCUUCAGUGCUGCCAAGUGAUUUACACAAUAAGAUUGAUGCCGGUACUGAGCUAAGGAAUCUUGAGGAGGAAGGUCUUUAUGUUGGUGAAAAACCUUUCAUCAAACAAACUAAUAUAAACAUUAUUGAAAAUAGGCUUCUUCAGCAGGGAAAUAGGAAUUGGUUCUCUGAGACAGGGUCACUGGAUAGGCUGGACAACCCUAUCAGUGAUCAGUUCUAUCAUCAUCUUCCUCUGGAUUUAGAGACUGAGGAGGAACCACUAACUGUAUUUGUUCGGCCACGUGGGAGUGAGUGUUUGCAGAGCCUGAGCCCAGAUGAUGGGGGUGUGUUGGAUGUUGAGCUUUCCCAUCUAACCUUUGCACAUCAUCCACUUUUCUCACCUGAGCAUGUCCUAGCAUCACAGCUCACUCAAGCAUACAACACCUAUGUGGAAAGGGCAGCAGCUGGUAUUACAAAAAUUCUCCGCAACAAACUGCUUGUACUCCGGCAAUCUUUAGCAAAACUUCGUCAGAUUAGGCCAGAUUCCAAAAGGCAUUAUAAGACUGUUCAUGAAGAGAUAGACUCUACCAGGAGACUAGAAAUUUACCGCAAAGAAAUUCAUGAUUGUUAUGAAGAAUUUGUUGCUGAAGCUGAACGUGACAGAAUCUUACUAGCAAACAUUCUCAAAAUAUGGAAAAGCAUUAAGCAUCUGAGAAGAAGUAAUAAAUAUUAUAGUACUUCAUUAAAAUUGAUCAUCAAAAAGGAAGAUGUCAAUAAGGAAGAUGAAGAAGAGAAAAGGAAAGAAGAAUUAGAGGAAGAGGUAAAAGAAUUACUUGAAGAGUAUGAAGAGGAGUAUACAAAGAAGAUGAAGAAAUAUGAAAGGAAGAUGACUGAAUGGAAAGCUGCUCAUAAAAAAAGAAAAGAAGCUAAGAAACGUCAGCAACAACGACAGAAGUCUGCACUCAGUGAGAAUUUAGAAGGCUUUCUACUUCAAGCUGCUCAGGAUGAGACCAUACUGUCAAGUCCAGAAAUAUCCAAGCCUCAGCCUCCCAGACCUGUAGACAAACAUAAGGUGCAGUUAGAAGUUCUUGAAGUGUUUUCACGCACACGAAGGCCCCCAGGGGAGCCAAUCAUACAGUUAGAGCUUUCUCAGUCAUCAUCAGUAAUGGAAAACAACAUUUGCCCUGAACAAGAGAGGCGUCGGAGAGAGGCAGCUAGCAAGGUCCGAGUUUGGGUGAAGGUUCUCAUAAACAACAAAUUAGUAACUCAGACACCAUCAGCAAAUUUUGGAAAUGACUUCACUCUUCACAUUGGUCAGACUUACAGAAUGGCUCUUUCUUCAUGGCCUCGUAGUAUUGUGCUGCAAGUCAUGGAGGGAGCAAGUCUGAGACAGACUCUUGUGGCUUCAACGUUCCUUCCGGUUCCCAGCAAAACAAAUAUCUGCAAAGACAUCUUUGACAGUAUUCAUUUCAGUGGUAAUCAGGUAGUGAGCUACAAGCAUGAAGGAGUUGGAUGUGGUCUUCCAGAAUCUGAAUAUGGUCACCAUCUUACGUGUGGAGUGGUGCAUUACCGUCUUGGUUGGGCACUUGGAGAAGAGGGGGAAAUUUUAGCACCUACAGGGCCUCCGCCAUCAACUGUAUCCACCCACUCACCUCUAAAAUCUCACCUCCAUCCAAGAGCCAACCCAGCAGUUGUUAAAAAGUGGCUAGAGAAUGCUCGCAUUGAUCCGAACGACCCAAGCAAUGCUGCUCUGGUGAAUCAUCUACAGAAAGCUGCUUCUGGCAAGUCAAAACCAACCACUUACUUUGAGAUUGAUAGCUAUGAGGGAGACUUUUGCACAGAAGCUGAUCUAGAUGCCAGCGUACGGCUACGGGUCCUUCAGCUACGAGCUGAAGAUGUGCCUGAAUUUAGGCGCCUUAAGCUUGUUCCUGCCAUUGAAUCAGAAGUCCUGCGUAAGACUUUAGAAAAAUAUGAAAAUAAAAUGGCAGUGGGAACUGAAACAGGAGAAGUCAAAGAAUCAAAAAGCCAUUACUUGUGGGAGUUAGAUGAGCGGUGGGAGCGAGUGGAGAAGCUGCUGGCAUCACUGCGUCGACACAUGCUGCAGCGCUAUGCUCAAGCAAGCUCUGCACCAAAACUGGAGGAUCUAGUGCGAGAGGAGAGCAUACCCGACAUAGGAAGCCUUGGGACAUCAUUACUGUCAGUGUUCAAAGCACGACGACCACUGAAACCAGAGAGAAAAAAGAGGCAUCAAGUACGUGGUGUGGCCUUAGGAGACCAGAAUGUGCAACUCAUUGUACAUGUUGCUCGAGCCUUCCAUGUUCCUGUACGUUGUGAGUCAUCUCGCAGUAAUGCUGUACAGCAAGGUCAUUCAGUGGAUGUGAUACAAGGAAAUAGUUUAGUUCGUCCCUAUGUAGAAGCAACAUUUCAGAGGUCAGUUUUGCGCACUAGUGUUGCUGAAGGUCCCAACCCCACUUGGAACCAGCAGUUGUCAUUCCCAUUUAAGGCUCCAAAUGAUAACUUUUCACCAAGCAGUCUACAGACAGUGACAGACAAUGUUUAUCUUCAUCUGUUUGAUGAGGUUAUUCAUGAUCUGUUAGAAGAUGAUCGCUUGAGGGACUCAACAAUUUAUCACCGCAUAGAGAAGCGUUGGCUAGGCUCCCUCAAAAUUCCUUUCUCCACAAUAUAUUGUAAUGCUAAGAUUGAGGGAACCUUUUCCUUGGAGGAACCUGUGGUGCUUCUGGGAUACAGCAGAGAGUCUCCCCCAUCAGUCAACCUGGGUAUAUCUAAACCUAAAGGAGAACCUAACAGGUCUGCUACUCACCUGUCCAUCUACAUCACUCUGGAGCCUACUCUGCCUCCUCCAGAGCCUCUAAAGGCACAAUUUGAAUCAAGUGAGCCAGAGGAGGUGUUGUCAGCAGGCAGUGACUGGGUUGCUACUCUGUCAUCUCGUUAUUCAAAUCGCAACUUUCGAACUCAUGUCUUAGAUCUCUCAGGAAAGUUAGUGUGUCUGAAUCGGUUCAUCCGCCCACUCAAGCCACCAGAAGAACUGAUUGAUGAAAACUUAGUUGAAACUGCACAUCGUGUGGCAUGGUAUGUCUCCCUGAUACCAGCCCUUGCAGAUAUGACCCUUUUCCCAGGAGCUUGUGACAUAUGGGCCAAUUCUGAGCAAUUUUUGUCUAUGUUGACUGGAGAUGAAGAGGAGCAUGCAGUCUUGCUGACAAACUUCUUCCUUCACCUUGGCAAAACAGCUUUCCUUCUUUUAGGGAGUGGAAUUCCUGAGGGUGAGACAUGCUAUGUACUGACCCAUGAAGAUAAUGACAUGUGGCUGGUAUGGAAUGCCUCAACAGCUCAAUGCUUUGGUGCCAGAGAUGCCUUCAGUCCUCUCAGUGCUGUUUAUAUGCUUGUUAAUCAGGACAAUAUAUGGGCUAAUGUUCAGAAAUAUGAUGAUCCUCCUCGAGUUCAUUUUGAUGUUCAAGGAUCUGGUUGGCGACCUUUCUUCUCUCGUUCACAGCCAGAUCCAGGGUUACCAAGUGUUCAGCCCCAGCAACUUAUGUUUCCUGAUGUGGACACAAAGCAAAUUGACCAGCUGAAAGAAAGACUUGAGAUAACACUACGAGAUGCCAUCAUGAAGUGGCGGAGCACUCAAAGGACACCAUGGAACCGGCACGCCAUCUCAGUUUUACGAAAAUUGGUUCGUGGAUUAGAGGAACCUCGUGCAACUGGUAAAGUUACUUCACCAGAUCUAACACAGUUAGCUACAAUUAUGACAUCCCACAAGGUAUGUGGAGUGUGUGUUCAUCAGGGGUACAGCAGUAUAGCCAGUGUAGUAGAAGCAGUACACAGUACUGGGGUUCACUUAACACAGGCACCAGAUACUGAAUUUGCUCUUGCUCUUCACCUCAAACUCUACCCAGCAUUUAUUAUAUCUGUCUGGGUGUAUGUUGCAUCACUUGUCAAGAGGGUGUGAGCUGUUCAGAAAUACAGCAGGAUUAUCACUGUAAAGGUAAAGACUUAGAUACAGACAGUUAAAUGUUGUCCUACUUUUAUUAGCUUAAAUUCUGUUUUUCAUCCAGAAUUGAAUUUUCUUUGACCAGUGUAUUCAUCUACAAUAUGAAUAUUGUUUCAAUGUUUUUUUUAACACACCAGCCAUUUUCCACCAAGGCAGGGGUGACCCCUAAAGAUGUAUUUUCAUUUAUUGAUUUUAAUUGUCUCCUCAAGGAAGGUUCCUUGACACUUGUAAGGGGCUCUUGAUCCAAGGAAUUCGACCUACCCUCCCUUUGAUCAACUUUGUCUCCCAUUUUCCCUGGCACUGCCCUACUCCUAUAUAGGUUUAUUGCUUCCCCAGUGAAUGUAAUAAAGUAAUGAAUACAGUUAUAUCCUAAGCAAUUUGUCUUGUAUCCAUUAGUAAUUUUUCUUAACUUUUUUGUUAUUCAUUUUUUAUCUAUUGUGUAAAAGGCAACACUUCUUCACCAAAAAUUGCACUGAAGAGGAUGUUGGGGUGACAUUCUGGUACAUCUUAGACCACUGUUAAAUUACAACUAAGAAGUAGGGAAGAUCAGAAGACAGAAUGGGAGAAGGAAGAAAGUAGAGUAGGAGCAUGGGAAUAGUACCAGUAGUAGCAGUGGUGGUAGUAGAAAUAGUAGUAGUGGUGGUGGUAGUAGAAAUAGUAGGUGGUGGUGGUGGUAGAAAUAGUAGUAGUAGUGGUGGUGGUGGUAGAAAUAGUAGUAGUAGUAGUGCAGCAGUGGUAGUAGAAAUUGUAGCAGUGCAGUAGUAGUAGUAGUCAUAAGGAAGUAGCAGUGGUAAUGGUAAAACAAUUGGUAGAAUAGCAGAAAGAGUAGUACUUGUAAAAAAAAAAAAAAAACUAUUAACAGUGGUAGAAGUGGUAGUGUAAAAGAACAAGAAAACAAAGGAGCACUAAAGGAGUGCUACUGGUCCAUGGGCUUAGGGCAAAAUCCAUGGGACAAGACCCCUACAGGGAAAAACCCAGACACAGAAGACAGGAGAGGCAAAGGAAAAAGAUAAUGCAAAAGACAAAUGAAAUGGAAGGAGAGGUGGCAAAUUAUUAUUAUAAUCAAGGGGGAAGGGCUAAACCCGGAGGAUUAUACAGCGCCUGGGGGGGGGGGAUGUGGAAGGCAUUCAGGCUUAAUUCGGGGAACUGGAGCACAGAUCCAAUUCCCUAAAUCAAGAGCCCCUCACCAACAUCAAGGAACCUUCCUUGAGGGGAAGAGGUGGCAAAGGUUAGCUAAGUCACCAGUGUUUUCAAGUUGUUAGACCAUUUGACAAAGUAAUGGGAAAGGCAGGCAUCUACAGAAACAAAAUCAGAACGAAGAUUCAUAUUAGUUGUGUAUAAGAGCUACUUCAACAAGACUGCAUUUUUGAUGGUUAGAAUAAAGGUAGUUUUAGUGGAGGGCCAUUUAAUAGGAUGGCUGUGAUCUCUGACAUGAUAGACAGUGGCAUUGUUGUUGUUGUAAAGGUAAACAUAUCUUUUCUGCUCUUUAAGUCUGUCUGAAAGAGAGCAGCCAGUUUUACCAAGUAUUGGAGAGGACGGGAAGAGCAGUUGAUGGAGUAGACACCAGCAAUAUCAGUGAUAGGAGAAGUAUGAGCAAAGUUGGUGUGAAGGGUAUUAGUCUGAUGAAGAGAGAGCUUAGUAGCUACAGGAUGGAAGGUGUUUUUAAAGUUUUGAAUACUGAAGAUGUAGAAAAGGCAAAGAAUAGAUUUCACAGGAGAAGUAGGUGUGGUAGAGAGGAAAGUUCAUUUAGCAUGAAAGUAGGCAGAGUUUAUGAAAUCAUAAGGACAACCAAGGCAAGAGAACAACUGUGGAGAGUGGAAAUUUCAAUGUCAAGAAAUUAAGGGUUACAGAUGCAGAGGGCAUGAAGGGUAAGAGAAACAAGAACAUUUUUCUUGACAGAAAGAGGAUGUUUAAAAUAGCAAAUGUACAUCCCACUUGCCGUAGAUGGAAAAAGUCAGUCAUAGAGCAGUGGACAGAACAUCAAGGAAAGGAAGCAGAGUAACUAGUUAGUCCUAUUUAGUUUUGAUAAAGGGGCAAGAUUGUGAAGGGCACUAAGAAAAGAUUGGAAGAGAUUAGAGUUAAGUGGCCAUAGAGCAAAUGUAUCAUUUACAUAGCAAAGCCAGAGAGGACGUACCCCAGUAGUAGGAAGUAGGACUGUUUCGAAAUAUUCCACAUAAAGGUUAGCAAGGACAGGGAAUAGAGGAAAGCUUAUAUAGCAAUGCCAAAAGUUUGAGAAUAGAAUUUACCUUGACAGGAAAAAGAAUGAGAGUUUAUAUAGAUAUUUCAAUGAAUAUCAGGAAAUAAUGAUUUUUUUUUUUUCAACAAGUCGGCCGUCUCCCACCGAGGCAGGGUGACCCAAAAAAGAAAGAAAAUCCCCAAAAAGAAAAUACUUUCAUCAUCAUUCAACACUUUCACCACACUCACACAUUAUCACUGUUUUUGCAGAGGUGCUCAGAAUACAACAGUUUAGAAGCAUACACAUAUAAAGAUACACAACAUAUCCCUCCAAACUGCCAAUAUCCCAAACCCCUCCUUUAAAGUGCAGGCAUUGUACUUCCCAUUUCCAGGACUCAAGUCCGACUAUAUGAAAAUAACCGGUUUCCCUGAAUCCCUUCACUAAAUAUUACCCUGCUCACACUCCAACAGAUCGUCAGGUCCCAAGUACCAUUCGUCUCCAUUCACUCCUAUCUAACACGCUCAUGCACGCUUGCUGGAAGUCCAAGCCCCUUGCCCACAAAACCUCCUUUACCCCCUCUCUCCAACCCUUAUAAUAACCGUAUAAUAAUGAUAAAAGUAUUUUAAUUAUCCCAAAGCAUCAUUUAACACUAUAGGUAUGGGCAUUUCCAAGUAUCAAAAGUCAUACCUGAAAUUUCUAGUGAAUCCAUUAUAAUAAGCAUAAUACACAAAAUCUAGAGUAUAUUAAAAAAUGAAAAGCAGUUUUUAUCUUAAAUAAUUUAUUUUACAAAUUUACAAGUAUAAAAACUACCCUACUUUGUGACAAACUUGAUUCAUGUACACAAUAAUUACUUUCAUUUACACAUGUCCUAUGCAGUUCAUUCAGAAAAUAAGUUUCAUUUUAUGUAAUAGAAUAAAAUUAUGAAUUACCUUGUAAUAUAUAUACAGCCAAAAUCCAGAGUUUAGGCUAUUCUGGCUCUCUCUGAUUUACGGCAACCAAUCCAAAUUUUUAAUAGUAAAUGUACGAAUAUGUGUGUGUAUAUGUGUAUGCAUGUAUGUAUUUUCAACAUGGCCCUUUUCCCACUGAGCAUUUUAAAAAUAAAAAUGCUAGAUAUGCUUAAAGAUGGGUCACUUAUGUGGUUUACAUUUAAUAAAACAUUACGAAAGAAAGCCACUAUUAUACAAUGUAUUUUGGGCAAACUAAUAAUGUGAUGAAGAAGGCCUGUGCCUUUUAUGUAAUAAUAAUAUAAUCAGAUUAGGUGCUAAAUCUGAAAGGGUCACCUUCUCUGUAAAAGAAGCAAUAAUUCGUACAAUUAGAAAAAUAAUGAGUAAUCCAGAUUGUGAGCAGAUGAAAAGAAUCGUAAGUUAAUACAGCUAAGUAAGACAGAAAAGGAAUAUGUCGAUUGAGCAGAAGACAAAGAAAGGUGCUCCAUUUAACCCUCUCAGGGUUUUUGACGUACUAGUACGCCUAAAUUCUAGCGCCCUCAAAUCUAGUGAGAGAAAGCUGGUAGGCCUACAUAUGAAAGAAUGGGUCUAUGUGGUCAGUGUGCGCAGUAUAAAAAAAAAUCGUGCAGCACACAGUGCUUAAUGAGAAAAAAAAAAACUUUGACCAUGUUUUUGGAUUAAAACAGCGACUUUGCACUGUAUUUUUGUAUGGUAUUUAUUGUUGUAUUCUAGUUUUCCUGAUCUCAUUUUAUAGAAUGGACGAUAUAUUACAGAAAUUGAGAUGAUUUUGACUGGUUUUACAAUGAAAAGUACCUUAAAAUUGAGCUCAAAUUAGCAGAAAUGUUUGAUUUUUACCAAAGUUCAAAAGUAAACAAAUCAUGCUAAGCGUCCAAUACACGUCAACUGGUGAGUCUAAUAUUCUUUCACAAGUGCGCUGAUAUUAUUUAUACCAUUUCUACACUAAUGCAGUAGUCUGCAUAACAGUAAAUCUUCUAUUUUUUGUGAGAAUAAAAAUUCAAAGUGGAAAGCAAAAUAAUGUAAGAGGGGCAUGGGGACGUGACUAAUGAACAGAGGAAAUGUUACUUUAGUGCCAGGAAUGUCUUUCUUGUUUAUUCUGGACCCUAUUUGGAAAUUGGCAUCUUUUGAAAUUUGUGUGAAAUUGGCAAAAUUGCUAAAUUCUGACCACUGUAUUGGAUAGUUGAAAUUGGUAAAUGGGUGGUUUCUGUACUCUUUCGAUAGAAAAAAUGGAGUUCUAGCAAAAUAGCUAUGAUUUUUGUCAACUAGUACACUGGAU